AUGGCGGCCUCCGGGAGCGGUGCACCGGGCGGCCUGGCCUCAAACCACUGUGACGCUACGGUCCCGGCGUGUGGCUCUGCUCCCGGGCCGCCUGCCUCCCCUCCAGCUCACGGCCUUCAGCGGGAGCCCGUGUACAACUGGCAGGCCACCAAGAGCUCUCUGAAGGAGCGCUUCGCCUUCCUCUUCAACAACGAGCUGCUCAGCGACGUGCGCUUUAUCGUGGGCAAAGGCCGACAGGCCCAGAGGAUCCCCGCGCACAAGUUUGUGUUGGCAGCGGGCAGCGCGGUCUUUGAUGCCAUGUUCAACGGGGGCAUGGCCACCACUUCAGCCGAGAUAGAGCUGCCUGACGUGGAGCCUGCCGCCUUCUUAGCCCUGCUCAGGUUUCUGUAUUCUGACGAGGUCCAUAUUGGUCCAGAGACUGUUAUGACGACGUUGUACACAGCAAAGAAGUAUGCUGUCCCUGCACUGGAGAGUCACUGUGUGGAGUUCCUCACCAAACAUCUUCGAGCCGACAACGCUUUCAUGCUUCUAACUCAGGCUAGAUUAUUUGACGAGCCUCAGCUUGCAAGUCUCUGCUUGGACACUAUCGACAAAAGCACUGGAGAUGCAAUAAACGCAGAGGGGUUCACAGAUAUUGAUCUCGAUACGUUAUGUGCGGUGCUCGAGCGGGACACUCUGAGCAUCAGGGAAAACCGUUUGUUCGGGGCCGUGGUGCGCUGGGCUGAGGCAGAGUGCUACCGGCAGCAGCUUCCCCUCUCGUCUGAAAACAAGCAGAAAGUAUUAGGGAAAGCUCUGCCGCUCAUUCGCUUCCCACUCAUGACUGUGGAGGAGUUCGCUGCAGGGCCUGCCCAGUCUGGGAUAUUGUUCGAUCGGGAGGUGGUAAAUCUGUUUUUACACUUUACAGUAAACCCCAAACCGAGAGUCGAGUACAUAGACCGGCCACGCUGCUGCCUCCGCGGAGAGGAGUGCAGCAUUAACAGGUUCCAGCAGGUGGAAAGUCGAUGGGGUUACAGCGGCACGAGCGACAGGAUCAGGUUUAAUGUAAAUAGGAGAAUAUCCAUAGUCGGCUUUGGUUUAUAUGGUUCGAUACAUGGGCCAACAGAUUAUCAGGUCAACAUACAGAUCAUGGAGAGUGACAAGCGGGUCACUCUGGGUCAGAACGACACAGGCUUCAGCUGUGACGGGACGGCCACCACCUUCAGGGUCAUGUUCAAGGAGCCGGUAGAGAUUCUACCCAACGUGAGCUACACGGCAUGUGCCACUCUCAAGGGCCCAGACUCUCACUACGGCACCAAAGGUUUGAAAAAAGUCACUCAGGAGUCUGUCACCGGGACCAAGACCACAUUUGUCUUCUUCAGUUCUCCCGGAAAUAACAACGGUACCUCAGUGGAGGACGGACAGAUCCCAGAGAUCAUUUACUACUCUUAA
This is a messenger RNA of Knipowitschia caucasica, 1428 nucleotides long. The record is from the annotation of a GenBank genome assembly. NCBI's taxonomy places the organism in Eukaryota, Metazoa, Chordata, Actinopteri, Gobiiformes, Gobiidae.